AUGAAAUCUCAGAAACAAUCACAAGCUCAUAGGACACGUCAAUCAAAACAACAAAUGAGAAGGCUACGUGAAAAGAAAAAGAAUAAAGCUGAAGUAAGAAAAAAACCAGCUAUUCCAUACAAACAAAGAGAACGAAUGCGACAGGCUGAACGGCGUAAAAUUGAGCUCAUUAAAAUUCAGGAAGCUGAAGCAACGAAGGCGUACCGUGAUAAACACAAAGAAUAUCAAGAAUGUGAACGCAAUCGUCUCGCUAACCUUCGCAAAUUGUCUGAAUUUCGUGAAAAAGAGGCUUUAACGCAAAAAAAACGUCGCGAUGACAGUGAAGAAUAUCGGAAAAACUAUCGAGAAGACAAUGGAGAAUAUCGAUUAGCAGAAAAAAUACGAGUGUGUAAAUUACGAGCAAAUCCAAUUUAUCGUCAAGCUGAAAGAUUGGCUGAUAGACGGAAAAAGAAAAUCAUGAGAUAUGAUCGAUUCAAACGCUCUCUUCUGAAUCGGAAAGCACGUGUGGGUAUGCGCAAAACUCGCAAUUCAAAUGUUAUUACAGCUCGCAAGCGAGCAUUACGUCUGCAAAAAAACGCAAUCACACGACAAACAGCACAACAUCGACUCCGAAAACAAUUAUCCAGAACGAAAACUGCGCCUUCCGAAAAUGACAUUUUCAAAUUGCGACGUAACUUUCAACUCUAUUUACGUGAACAGGCACAAGCACAUUCAAAUUCAUUAGUCAUUCGCCAAAAAGUCAAAAACAUUGACAAUUUUAUUGCAGAGCGUGGAGAUACUCCAAUGUACAUCUGCAUUUGUUGCGAAAGACUGUUUUUCUAUCAUUCUGUAGUUAGAGCAACGCAAGAGGAAAUCGAUGAACUGGCUCCAGAUAAUUCAAGGUUUUCAACGCUUUACAUUUGCAAAACAUGCCGGCAACAGUGGCGUAAGGAUGCAACAAAAUUGCCAACACUUGCAGUGAAAAAUGGUUUACAAUUUCCUGAUUUGCCGAACUGUUUGAAAAAUUUGACACCACUUGAAGCACGUUUCGUAUCGCCAUACAUAAACUUUAUGCAAAUUCGUGAUUUAACACCAUUCGCCUUAAACCCGCAACUCGGAAUCAAAGGCAGUGUCAUAAAUAUUCCAAUUAGUGUGCCUGAAAUGGUAGAUGUUCUGCCUAGAUCGGCGGACAACAUGCAAACCAUUCAAUUGAAAUUAAAGAGACGCUUGGAGCAUACGUCUAACUACAUGUUCGAAACCAUCAGUCCAAAAUCAAUUUAUGAAGCACUCGUGUUUUUAGUUCAACAGGAACUGUAUAAAAAACAUAAUAUUACAGUCGACGAAAAGAUUAUGGAAGAAUAUGCAAACAGUACGCAAUCAAUGGAUUUUAUUAUUGAUUCAGAUGAUGAAAAUGCGCUUGAAGAAGCUGCUGCCACCGUCGCUGCUUUUGCUACUACGAAAACAUCAAAUUCAAAAACAAACGAUGAUGCUGACAACUCGGAUUCAAUGUGUGAGCUUACAUUCCCGAAGAUAUAUGCCGGCGGAACAUUCAACACCAAUUCCGUGUCAUACACGAAUAGAGUUAAAUCAGAAUUGAGAAGAGCUGAUCGACGUUCAUGUGAUCCGGAUCAUGUACUUUAUAUGGCAAAAGAAAAGCAAGAACGCCAAUGCCUCUCAAAUAUCAACGUUUGUUUAAGAAAAGUGAAAGGUCUAGAAAAUAUGACUGCAGGAAAUUUCUUAAAAGAAGAUACUGUGAAUAAUUUAGUUUCACAUGACGCAAGUUAUCGCAUUCUCUCUCAAAUAAGAUCAUCUCCAGCUUAUUGGGAAACGAAAAAGAAAGAAUUAAUGGCACUUUUACGGCAACUCGGCAAACCGGUAUUUUUUUUAACGCUUACGGCAAACGAGAAAAGAUGCCCGGAGUUAUUGCAAUUAUUGUAUCAGUACCACUACAACAAAGAAAUAACGCUUGAAGAAGCGAUGGAAUUGCCCGACGACGUCAAAACUGAAAAGAUUCGAAAAGAUCCAUGCAUAGUGGAGUUUCAAAUGCGCGGUUCACCACAUGAGCAUAUUAUAAUAUGGUUGGAUGGUGCUCCAUUUCUCGACAUGGACAAUUUGGAAGAAUCCGAAAAGGAAUGCAUUAAGUUUAUUGAUAAAUUCAUAACAUGCAAAAAUGACGAAUCUAUUCCAGUAAUUAGUCAACAAAAUCACAAGCACACCAGCACUUGUUACAAGAAAAAGGGUAAAAGAAAAAAAUGCAGAUUUGGAAUUCCCCUGCCAGUAAUGAAAGGAACUCGUAUUUUACAUCCACUAAAAGAAGAAGAAGAGCUAGAAAAAGAGAAAGGUAAAGAAAAUUACGCCAAAAUCAAAAAGCAUAUGCAAGCAUUAUAUAAGAAGCCAGUCUACGUUUCAUUUGAUGAUAUAUUGAAAGAAAUGGGUUUGACUGAGAACGAGUACAUUUUUGCCAUUCGUAGCUCACUGAAUAAGUCGAAAGUGUUUUUGAAACGAUGUAGCUGUGACGUAGGAACGAAUGCGUAUAAUUACGACAUUUUGCAUAUGUUCGAAUCCAAUAUGGAUAUCCAAUUCAUUUUAAAUGAAUAUGCCGUUGCGUCAUAUAUUGUAAACUACAUUUCAAAAGUCGAUUCUGGGUUAUCAAAGUUACUGCGCCAAGCCGUUGCCGACACCAACGCUGGAAAUGUGUCACUCCGGGAAAAAUUCCGAAAAGUUUCAAACGCAUUCAUUAAUGGUUUACUUUUAUCAGCUCAAGAAGCGGCGUAUUUGUGUUUGUCAAUGCCUCUUUCAAAAUCUAGUGUUGAUGUUGUAUUCAUAAAUACAGGACCUCAUGAAUCGCGUGUACGUAUGCUAAAAUCGAAGAAACAGUUGAAAGCAAUGAAUGCUGACGACUCGAAUUGUACAGUUCCAGACGCUUUUGAUCGAUAUGAACGUAGACAGGGCAAUGAUGAUGUAUGUCUUGCAGACUUUGUAGCUGCGUAUAAAGAAGUAACACAAAAUGAUGGUUCAAUCAAAAUGGUCCUACGACAGCAACCAAAAGUCAUUCGAUAUGUCCGCUAUUCUCAUAAACAAGAUCCAACAAAUUUCUUUCGCGAACAAUGUUUGCUCUUUCUUCCUUGGCGAAGCGAACAAACUGACAUCGAAGGUCAAAAUUAUCAACAGUUUUACGAACAAAAUAGAAACAUCAUACGAGAAAAUCAAAAGAGAUAUGUCACUAUUUCUGAUGAAGAAAUAGACGAACUAUUUAAAAAUGUUGUUCCAGGCGACGAUGAUUUUGAUGAAGAUGACGAGUACAAUAUGGAAUACAUCAACGAACAAGAUGAACCGGUUGAUAUUUUAGCGCAAGGUGGUUUAGUUAAACCCAAAUCCAAGGAGACAUCCAAUCGAUACUUUUGUCCACAAAAAUUUCCGAAAAAUGAGAUUUUGCCAAUGCUUGAAGUGCUCAAUUCAAAACAACGAUUGUUUGUAAUGGAAAUAUUGAAACGCUUGAAAUGUGAAUAUACUCCAUUCAAUAUCUUUUUAAGUGGUGCUGCCGGCGUUGGAAAAAGCACAGUAAUCAACGCAAUUUAUCAACUGGCUUCACAUCAUUUUGAUAAUAUACAUGGAAUCAAUCCAGAUUCGUUGAAAGUGUUAUUAGCCGCAUUUUCUGGCAAAGCAGCAUGUAUCAUCGGCGGAACGACUCUUCACACGGCAUUUGCAUUGCCAAUAAAUCAAUUCGGCGGUGAUUUACCGACUCUUUCAAACAAUAUUGCAAACACAAUUCGUGCUCAACUUGUCCAUCUUAAACUCAUGAUCAUUGAUGAAAUUUCUAUGGUCGGAUCGAAAAUCUUGCAUUGGAUACACCAACGACUUGUGCAAAUUUUUGGAAAAAAUGAACCAUUUGGUGGGAUUUCGGUGAUUGUCGUUGGCGAUUUGCAUCAAUUGCCACCAGUUGGUGAUCAAAAAGUCUUCAAGCCAUUUCGAAAUCCGAACAACAAUCGAAUUGGAAGCUUGCUUGGACCAGUUUCAGUGCUUUGGGAAAAUUUUGAAUACUUCGAGCUAAGCCAGGUAAUGCGGCAAAAAGACGAUAUCAAUUUUGUCAACGCAUUGAAUCACCUUGUAAUCGGUCAAAUGACUGCAAAUGACAUUCAGCUAAUUAAAUCACGAGAAGUGACAGAUCAAAAUGUACCAACCGAUGCAAUUCGACUUUUUUGGUCAAAUGCAGAUGUUAACUUUUACAACGUUAAACGAAUUGAACAAAUGACCGGCGAUUUGAUAAAACACAGAGCUCUCGACAACAUCUGCGGCAAAAUUUCGGCUGCAAGUAAAAAGAAACGAUUGGAAACUAUGUCAAAUAUGUCAAGGCACCAAACAUAUGGUUUACCGUACGAUCUGGAUUUGAAAAUCGGCAUCAGAUAUAUGGUAACAGUCAAUAUUGAUGUCGAAGAUGGUCUUGUGAACGGAGCUACUGGAACUUUAGGAUACAUUCAAUGUGACAAUAACAAAGAAAGUGGUGAAAAAACUGCAAAGGUUUUAUACAUCGAAUUCGACUAUGAACGCACCGGUCAAAAAGCAAAACGAGAACACACCCACAAUUUAGGAACUGCUAUUGACGACAAAUGGGUGCCAAUCAAACCAAUAUCGAGAGAAAUAUCAACCACGAAAAAUGCAUCAAUUCAGUGUUAUCGAAAACAGUUUCCAAUAACACCGGCUGAAGCAUUAACCAUACACAAAGGACAAGGAUCAACAUAUGAAUCGGUAUGUGUUUCUUUGAAAAAGUCGUUGCCUCGCGAUCUAUUGUACGUUGCUUUGAGUCGAGUUACAAAACUAAACAGUCUUUACAUAAUUGGCAAAUUCAAAGCACCACCGCCACCAAGCAAAAACAACGACACAAUGAUUGAAAUCAAUCGAUUAAAAACACAAAUGGCCAUGAGAUGUUGCUUCAAUCCAUUGGAGGAAAAAUCUGGAUUGACAUUCGGAUACCACAAUACAAGUUCAUUUGUAAAACAUAAGCAACACAUUAGAAAUGACGACUGGUACCGAAGAUGUGACGUUUUAGUACUGGCGGAAACGCGAACCAUGCCUUCAAAUGAUAUAGAAAUACCAGAGUUUGAAAUUGUUGAUCGAUUCGAUGUUGUAAGAACGAGCAAAACACGUGGAAUUGUCAUUUAUGCCAAACCAGAUAUGGUAACCAAUAAAAGCAUAACUUACAUUCAUGGGGACGUCAAAUAUGACAGUCAAAUAGGAUACCAUUCUGAAAUCUAUGCGUAUGAUGUGAAUGGUACAUGUCUGAUCACCGGUUACAAGUCACCUAAAACACCAAUUGACAUUUUUAAAAAUCAAAUUUAUGAGGCAUGGGAUGUGGCAAAAUCGUGCGAAGAACACAUUUUAAUGGGUGAUUUCAACUUUGAUAUUUUGGGAAGUUCAGGCAGUAAUUUUAUCAAACUAAUGGACAAAUUUAAUAUGAAAAAUAAACUCGGUGCAGAAGAAGUGACUACAACUAACAACACUCAAAUAGAUAUUGUAUUCAGCGACUUCGAAUGCAUAGCCGGUUCAUACGAAAGCUACUUCUCCGACCACAAACCAAUUUAUGGUAUGCUGUUUGACGUAAAUACCACCACAGAGCAACGUCUAAAACUGAAAGCACAGUGGGCAACAACGAAUUUAAUCAAGAACAUAACCAUGAAAGGAAAACUGUUACCAGCACAACUACCAUCAAAAUCAAGUGCUAAAAACCAAGUCCCAGUUCGAAGGAGUACAAGGCGUGAUACCGCACAAAAUGUGAUACAAAAUGUAGUUCUACCAUUACUACCACCACCACCACAAAGGUCAUCAGCGUCACCAAUCGUUAUCUCAGGUGAACAAGUUGGAGUUGAUCAGGCAAGAGCAGCUGUACAAGAUGCAAGAGCAGAAGAGCGUAGGCAAUCCUGUUUACGUAUUCGUUCGCAACAUAUACAUCUUACAACUGAUGAAAUGGAUGAAUUUAUCAAAGUUGUCAAUCAAACCAUGGGUAACCAUAUGAUAAGUGUCAUUUUGGCUCAAACUCCUUUACUAUACGAACGACAAGAUCAUUUGAUGAAUGACAUACAAAUCGUUUAUGUGGGCCCACUUACAAGAAAUCCCAAUCGUGUGAUAAUCGGCCACUAUAUUUGUGUAAAUUACGAUGCGAUGAAUCAAAUAGUCUACAUUUAUGACAGUUUGUACAGGGGUGAUUCGCCAUUCGAAGCGGACGAUCUCACGAGCCAUUUUCAACAAAAUCACAUUUCCAUCAGAACAAGGCAAAUAAUAAACAUUCGAUAUCCAAACCACCGUCAACGAAUUUUCGUGAAACCUGCAACCAAUCAACCCGAUUCAAUAUCGUGUGGGGUGUUCGCUUGCGCAAAUGCCACUUCUCUCCUGCUGAACCAAGAUCCAAGUCAAUAUCUGUUACGUUUAACAACAUCACGCGAUCCAACAAGUACCGAUUCAACAACAGAUCUAAGGUACCAUUUGGCAGAUAUUAUUGAAACUGGACAAUUGUCUCUAUUUCCAUCUCUUCCACCUCAAUAA
Molecule: messenger RNA, 6516 nt
Organism: Contarinia nasturtii (swede midge)
Lineage: Eukaryota; Metazoa; Arthropoda; Insecta; Diptera; Cecidomyiidae
Exons: 5
Coding region: 1-6516 (2171 amino acids)
Biological process (GO): telomere maintenance; DNA repair
Molecular function (GO): DNA helicase activity
Source: RefSeq, a predicted model, not a curated record